UUGCAAAACGGGGCGGUCCCGCAACGAGGACGAUCGAUGGUCGAAAAGCAGACACCGCCAGUGGGGACGAAGCCCCUCAUGGUGUCCAUGCGGGAGAUGGAUACGCUCGGAUUGAAGACCGGGCCGGGGCUGAAGGACACCAUCGACUUCAAAGAAUUCGACAGGCAAACGAUCCUGGACGAGAUCGCCAAGGUCGGGUUCAUGUGCCCGUUCCAUGAACAUCGAGCUGAAAUCGCCAAGCUCGAGAUUCCACAGCUACUUUUGGUCGCGGACCGAGAUGAAGUGUACGGGGAAAACUGGCUCCUUUGUGUUCGCCAAGUAGGCUACGAAGGCCAAAUGGCCGUGAUCGCGCAGCGCCAAGCAGCAAUUGAAGCAGCUAUCGCCGAAAGCAAAAAUGCAGCUAGUGCUGAAGACGAACUCCUUACAGUCGUUUACGAGGACAAACCCAUCGUUCCAAGGCCAUGGGACUCGACUUCUGCCGACGACUCGCACGAACAAGUCCGGCUCCUCACCAUCCACCCGACCCGCGCCAUCAUCUCAAUGUCGGUAACCCGCCGCGCAGAAGAGUUCAACGCAGACUACAAGUUCAGCGACCGCGAUGCCGACCAAUGUUUUGUCGAGUGUCGCCAACACAAAGAUCCCAACUACGACUUGACGCGGAUGGAGCAAGAUAUCGGCCUCCAGGGCAUCCCUGACCUCAUUGACAACACAACCCAAACGUCAUGGUUUCGCGCGGUGAAUUCGACCCUUCAGUACGAGCCGAUCAAGGUGGCGUGCGAGCUGCGAGAACGCGAGAUGCAAUCGAAUCGCAUGCAAACGUUUCUCGCAAAAGUACUGCCGCGGAUGGAAGAAGCGCUCCAACAAAACGAAACCCUUGACAUUUUCUUGGAUCCGCUGGCAAUCCUAGCCGAGGAGGAGAUGGCCACGGGGCAGCACAAGACGGACAACAAUAUCAAGGAGCUGCGGACGUUCACGGACCUCAUCUACUCGAAAAACAAGACCCUGCCAUCCAUCGACUGGCAUCCCAAGAAAUCUGGCGUCGUCGCCGUCGCCGCAGCGACGAAUUCGUCCUUUUCGAAACGCGCCGACGCCACCGACAAGGUGGACGGAUCGUACAUCCUGCUGUGGAACUUUGCCGAUCUCAUCCAUCCCCAGCUCAUGAUGGAAGCCCCCCAAGACGUCAUGGCGGUCAAGUUCAACCCGACCCAGCCUGGCAUCGUCGUGGCGGGGCUUUUCAACGGCCAAGUGUGUGUGUGGGAUAUAUCGAAAGCCGAGGGACACAUCUCAAAGAAGAAGGCAAAGAGCACCGGAGGAACUGGAGCACACGACGCCCCGAAAGAAGAUGCACACAAAACCAUGCCGCCCGUCAAACCCAUCUACGUGUCGUACAUUGACUGGAGCCAUCGGCGGCCGGUCGCGGACUUGCACUGGCUCCCACCCGGGCUCGAAGUGAACAACCGCGGUCACUUGACGUCGACGCAGGAUCCACUGAGUCACCAAUUUGUUACGAUUGCCGGCGAUGGCCAAGUGUGCUUCUGGGACCUGAGGUUCAAAGACCCAAAGUACCGCAUGCUCAACCACGGCCGCAUCAAGCAAGACAAGUCGCAACUGAAAGCGUCCAAAGAUGGAAAGGACGCCGCGCCUGCUGAAGUUCUCUUUACGCCGCUGUACUCGAUCACGUUGACCAAAGUCGACGGCGCGGGAGAGCUCGGGCUCAAGUGCAUUGCCAUGGAGCGCACGAGCAACGAACAGCCGUCCUCGCGCUUCUACUGUGGAACGGAAGAAGGGGAACUUGUGUUGGCCGACUGGCGACCCCACGCAUCCAAGGACGAAGACUCGUCCACCACCAACCAGAACAAUGGCGACGACAGCGUCGAGUACGUUCAAUGGUCGUGCCACGAUCACUUUCGCACGACCGUCGGGCUCAGUCGGUCGCCGUUCUUCCCGUACAUACUUUUGACUGUGAGCGAGUCCAACUUUCACAUUUGGAACGUUGGUCCGCACAGCACCGGGACCGCUUCGUCCAACACCCCCAUAUUCAUCUCGCCGUUCUCGCUCGCGCCCCUCACGUGUGGGUGCUUCUCUCCCACGCGGCCAGGUGUCAUCUACAUUGGCAAGUCGGAUGGCGUCCUCGAAGUAUGGGAUCUCUUGGAUCAGUCGCAUCGAGCGUCGUUCUCGUCAAGUAUCGCGGCAUGCUCGCUGACAACCCUCGAGUUUCGAUCUGCCGUUCCAGCGAUACCGACCGCCAACCCUCCUGGUCCUGCAGCCAACAACGCUGCCAAUGCCACCACCAACACCAACAAGACCAACAACGCCUCCGUUGCCGCGCAGCAGCCCCCCAAGCAACAACUCCUGGCAGUCGGCGACCUCAAUGGAAAUUUACAUAUUCUGGAAGUACCCCGCACCCUGUCAAGGGGCUCGGCAGGCGAACGCGGCGUGAUUGAAACGUACUUCAAGCGAGAGAUUGUUCGUGUCAAGGCCGUGCUCGAGUACGCAGACAUGGCCGCCCGGAACGCCACCGCUGCGCUCAACAACGCGCAAGCCGCGCCCGCCGUUGCAUCGACCGCAUCGACGGGGGCAAAACCAGCCACUGACGCCGACGACGAUUUGUUCCGAAAAAUGGAGAAGGAGUUCAAGGCCGAGCUAGGUAUUGAAGACCACGUUGGUGACCACCUUGGCAAGAAAGGGUAGCGUCUUAUACCGCACAACAAAACCACUGAUUCAGG
Aphanomyces invadans is the source of this 2726-nucleotide messenger RNA. RefSeq lists its product as hypothetical. Gene Ontology annotation, cellular component: inner dynein arm. Lineage: Eukaryota; Oomycota; Saprolegniomycetes; Saprolegniales; Verrucalvaceae. Bases 37 to 2691 code for a protein of 884 amino acids. The record is from RefSeq and is a predicted model, not a curated record. Gene Ontology annotation, biological process: inner dynein arm assembly; cilium movement involved in cell motility. Gene Ontology annotation, molecular function: dynein light chain binding; dynein heavy chain binding. The transcript has 3 exons.